Messenger RNA from Symbiodinium sp. CCMP2592, 2781 nucleotides. The record is from the annotation of a GenBank genome assembly. Lineage: Eukaryota; Dinophyceae; Suessiales; Symbiodiniaceae.
AUGACUGCGGCAGCCGAGGCUCCGGAGCAUCCCCCAACAGCCGGCACUGCUGGGGCAGGCGCCCCUGCGUCACAUCCGACCUUGUCCUUUGCUGCUGGCUUGGCCAGUACGUUCGUGCGCAUCUCCGAGGAUGGUCAAACUGCGGAGCACAUGGAUCCCAAUGGCCCUGCGCUGCAAGGGGUUGUCUUCGGAUCCAGCCCGAUUCCGACUUUCUCCACCGGUGCGUACUUCGAAGUGCUUGUGCAGAAGGCGAACCUCAAUGAGGAGGAUGGGCUCACACUCGGUGUGACGACGACACUCCCCCAAGAGAUCCCAGAGCCCUUUGUGACGGCGGACGACGUUCCAAACUCUUACUGCUUCGGCUUCGAUGGGAAGGCCGUCCUUCCGGACUGCGAUGACCCCAUCGAUACCGGCUGGAACCCGAAGGAUGUUCGCGUGGGAGACAGAGUUGGGCUAUUGGUGACCCCGCAAGGAGAAGGGCAGGUCUUCCGCAAUGGAGAAGCAAAGGUUUCAGGUGUACUUGGUCUGCCCGUUGGCGUGCCUCUGUUUCCCAUCGUUGACUUGCUGGGCAGCGCAGUUUCGGUCUCUUUGGUGCCUGCGGCGGAGCCCCCUCUUCGGAACCUUGGGCUUGCUCCGCCGCCGACGGCCACAGAAAGCCUUCCAGGCUCGAUACCGGCUCCCAGUGGCCCCAAGGCAGCCGCCACACCGAAACCCACCCCUUCCCAUCCCACCCCGGUCCCAGCUCCCGUAACGCCCACGCCUGCCCCCAAGCCUGCAGCACCUGCCGCUGCUGGGGUGGCGGCCAAGCCGAAAGCCGCGGUCGCUGCACAGGCGAAGGCGGCGACUCCUGCAACUCAGAAGGGUCCCUGCUUCAGCUCGCACCUGAAGGGGAGGAUGGUUGCUUUGUCUGAGCAGAACACCGUCGCUUCAAAGCAGUCGAGCGACACAGAGGCGUUGCAUAGCGUCGUCUUCCUCGAAGGGAAGAUGCCAGCGGUCCCCGGAGGUUUUUACUUCGAAGUGUGCGUGGAGCAGACACUGACUACGGAGCUGGAUGGACUGGUGUUGGGGGUUUGCGGCUUGCGCCCCUCGCAGGAGGACAUGGCAUCCUUCGAGACGGCAGACGACGUACCCAAUUCCUGGACCUUGGGCUACAAUGGAGAGAUGCGAUUCCAUGAUGAAGACGAGAAUGUGCCGAUUGGCUGGAACCCCAAGGACCUGGCAGUCGGCGAUGUGGUCGGACUCUUCGUCGGCGAGGACGGCGAAGGCGAGCUUUAUCAGAACGGCGUGGAGAAGCUCUCCCACAUCACCGGCAUCCCUCCAAGCAGGAGCUUGUACGCCUUUGUGGACCUCUUGGGCAACACAGGGGCCGUCCGAUUGCUGCCUGGCCAGCCACCGACGAGGGCCCCGAGGCCGCCGAAGCCAGCCUUGAUCGCUUAUGACCUCAGUCAGGUGCUGUCUGCCUUCGCGCUCUCACCCAAGUCGCCGCACGUAACGAUGUCGGCUGAGAUGUUGCUGGCGAGAUGCAAGCCGCCAGGAUCGGAGGGCGCUGUGGUAUUCGGCAACGGCGCUGCUCCAAGCUUUCCGGCGGGGCACUUCUUUCAGGUGCGGCUGGAGACACUCGGUGCAGGAACCCGGGGCCCAGCUCUGGGGUUUGCCGCCGGCGCUCCCGGCGAGGCCGCCAGAGGCCCAGAGGUGCCGCAAUCCUGCAGCAUCGGCUACGAGGGCAAGGCUUACGUAGCAGGUCGAUCAGAGCCUUUGGCCUUGGAGUGGUCGCCCAGCGCUUUGCAAAGUGGGGAUACCAUGGGGCUUUUGAUCUCGCCGAAUGGUUUCCUCUCGCUCUGCAUCAACGGCCGCUACGUGGUGCGUGAUGUGGCAGGAAAUCUCCCCAGUGGUCAAGCGUUUCUCCCGUUCGUGGACUUCGGGCAACGCGGGGCAGCGAUUUCUCUGGAUCUCGGUGCCAAGCCACCAGAUCACAGGUUCGGUGGCUUCAGUCGCGCCCUGCUGAGCCCCGUCGUCACCUUGAAAGGCAGCGCUGCGAGACGCACCGGUGUGCAUCCAAAAGGCGCCGGCCUAGGAGCUGUGCUCUUCGGGGACGGGCCGCUGCGCGCGGAUGCCGGCGUUCGAUACUUUGAAGUUUGUAUCGAGGAUGUCACUUCCGCGUUUGCCGAUGGCUUGACAAUCGGAGUUGCCUUCGAGUUGCCAAAAGCAUUUCCGGCAGAGCCCUUCGCUACCAGCGAGGAGGUGCCAAAAUCUCUUUGCUAUGGCUUUGAUGGCAUGGCACACCGCUAUAACUGGGAAGAGCUUCUUCCUAUCGACUGGAACCCUGCGACGUUGGAGAUUGGAGAUACGGUGGGAAUCCUUUGCACUGCCGAGGGCGUGCUUCAAUUGAUCGUCAAUGGCAUUUUGGAGUCGGAGGCAUUGCAGGUACCCAAGGACUUAGAGCUUUUCCCUCUUGUGGAGCUCAUGGGGAACACGCUUGCAGUGUCGGUGAAGGCCGACGCAUCUCCGCCAGCCAUCCAGCGAAAACCCCCGAAACCGCCUGAGGUGAAGGCCCCGGAGCCCGAGCCGCCGAAGGCCAAGGCGGCACCUCCUCCCGAGCCAAAGCCGGCGGCGCCUCCUGCACCGGCAGCGGCAAAGCCCACCCCGAAGCCGCAGGUCCGGGUGUCGCAGGCAGCACCGAAGCCAGUGCCAGCCCCUCCGCCUGACUCGGGGCCAGCCUUCCACGCAAAGCUGCUCAGCGAUCAGGCAGAUGUUAUCUUUCUGCUUAGGUUCAGUGCCUAG